This is a messenger RNA of Macrosiphum euphorbiae (potato aphid), 573 nucleotides long. The record is from the annotation of a GenBank genome assembly. NCBI's taxonomy places the organism in Eukaryota, Metazoa, Arthropoda, Insecta, Hemiptera, Aphididae.
AUGUUCAAUAUAAUCGUUGUUAUUUUACAGAAAAAUUCUCUGGUCACUGUACCGGUAAUACAGGACGGUGACUUUGUUUUGCCGGGCAGUCAUGCAAUCAUCGUAUACUUGGUUCGAGAAUACGGCGGAGAAGACAAUCCGCUGUACCCUAAUGAACCGAAAAUUCAAGCGCAGGUCAACCAAAGACUGUUUUUUGACAGCGGCAUCUUUUAUCCGGCUUUUAAAAAUCAAUACAACCCAUAUAUUUACCAUACAAUAGAGAAAACCAAAGAAACAGAGGAUAAAAUGCACGAAUCUCUCAUGUUUUUAGAAAAUGUUCUGAAAGAAUCUACUUGGACAGCCGGUGAUUCAAUGACUGUGGCCGAUUUCUCUUUGGUCGCUUCCAUUUCGACCUUACAGGUUUUGGGCGUUGACUUGGAGAUGUACGACUUUAUAAAUGAAUGGUUUAUAAGGUGCUCGAAAAUAAUGUGCGAAUACGAAAGGGCUAAUCAAGUGGGAAUCGAUUUAACCAGAACUCUGUUAAAAUAUUCUCGUGAAGCAUCAGAAGAUUUAAAUGAUAUUUAUAGUCUAUAA